AUGGAAGUCACCAAGGAAAAGGUUCAAGGGGUCUUGAACAAAUCUGCCCUCCGCUGUCGAGGCCCAGGAGGUGCCAUCGCCGUCGUCAAAGAUGGCGAGGUCAUCGGCCAGCGCGUCUGGGGAUUCGCCGACCUGGACCAACGGAUUCCCAUGACGGCUCAAACCCAGAUUCCCAUCUGUUCAAUUACUAAACAGUUUGUGUGUGCGUUGUUGAUUGACUUGGAACGCAACCCAACCCCGACAUUAGCUGCAAAGGGCGAUGUCCGGAAGCAGCUUUCAGAUCAUCUCACGGAAAUACUAAGCCCGGAGCUCACUUCUGACGGUGAACUGACAAUUGACCGGCUAUGCGACAUGCAAUCCGGUAUGCGCGACUACUGGGCUAUGACCACACUGUGGGGGUCUAAGCCCGACGACGAGUUCCUCAUUGAGAGAGACUGUGGUCCACUACUUGCCCGAACCAAGUCAUUCCAGUUCCAGCCGGGAACGGAAUAUUCCUACUGCAAUUUCAACUUCCACCUACUUGCCCGAGUAAUUGAGCGAGCUACCGGGGAGUCUCUGGACAAAUUGCUCGAAGAGCGAAUACUCCGACCGGCUGGUAUGAGCACGGCAUUCCUUUGCCCCAACACCGCACAUCACCCACCGCCCUGUGUCGGGUAUGAGGGCGACGAGCAGCAUGGUUUCACAGCGGCUAUCAACAGAAUGGAAUGGUCCGGUGAUGCCGGGCUAGUGGCUUCACUCACUGAUAUGAUCGCGUACGAGAAGUAUCUCGAUCGCUGCUGCUCUGAUCCACAAAGCUGGUAUCACGCUGCUAUAGCUACGCCGAAGUUCAAAGAUGGUACUCCUGCAACGUACCGUUAUGGGCUAAGUCACACUGACAUCGAUGGUGUGGACACGAUUGGACAUGGUGGAGCGUUGCGAGGGUAUCGGUUGCACCGACGACACGCGCCACGCGAGCGUUUGUCCGUCGUCAUUAUGCUUAACAGUGACUCGGGCACAUUCGCCCCCAACAUUGAUAUCUUCAGAGAUCUGUUGGGACUACCAAAGCCUGCAUCUACAUCUGUCCAGGCGGCAGAAUCUUGGGUUGGCGCGUUCCUUGAUCAGGAUACCCAGCUGGCGCUUGCCGUCACCAAGGGCGCACGGGAUGGAGAGGUGGCCAUCAGCUACGAUGGGUCUGCCGAGCCCAUUAAGCUUAGUGCACCGAAUCAUGGAAAGUCUGACUCGAUGGUUGCUACGAUUGAUGGAGAUUUGUUGAGUAUUCAUCGCGUGAGAGAUAACCGGAUGCUUAGUGCUCGGCGUAUUGUCCCGAAAGAAUCAAUCCUUAAGGAGACUUCAUUUCAAGGUAUCUACCACUGUGCCGAGAUUGAAUCUACCUUCCAUUGCCUUGGCCAGGAUGGGAUGCUAUACGGUGCGUUUGACGGGUAUUUGGGUCAAGGAAAUGCAACUCCCAUGAAAUAUCUGGGAGAUGAUGUCUGGGCUCUGACUUGUCCACGUGGUCUGGAUGCACCGGCUCCAGGAGAUUGGACUAUUGCCUUUUCUCGGGAUGAGCACGAUGCAAUCCAAGGGUUUACGAUUGGUUGUUGGUUGGCUAGGAAGAUUGAUUAUGUGAAGAAAGCCUGA
Penicillium mononematosum is the source of this 1617-nucleotide messenger RNA. RefSeq lists its product as uncharacterized. The transcript has a single exon. The record is from RefSeq and is a predicted model, not a curated record. Gene Ontology annotation, molecular function: aminopeptidase activity. NCBI's taxonomy places the organism in Eukaryota, Fungi, Ascomycota, Eurotiomycetes, Eurotiales, Aspergillaceae. Bases 1 to 1617 code for a protein of 538 amino acids.